Molecule: messenger RNA, 5125 nt
Organism: Archocentrus centrarchus (flier cichlid)
Lineage: Eukaryota; Metazoa; Chordata; Actinopteri; Cichliformes; Cichlidae
Gene: lrriq1
Product: leucine-rich repeats and IQ motif containing 1
Exons: 26
Coding region: 209-5056 (1615 amino acids)
Molecular function (GO): protein binding
Source: RefSeq, a predicted model, not a curated record
GCGAGAGGAUGUUUCAGACGCGUUUGUUCUUCUAAGCUUGCGAAUAUAUCAGUGCAGUAGGAGUGCAGGAAAUUAUAAACAAUUCAUUAUAAUUCAGCGGCAAAUAUACUUCAGAUAAUAUAUAAUAAGAUAUUAUAGCGCUAAAUAUCAGCCUAGCAGCUCGUCGCUUCAUUUUCACUGCCUUGAGUGACGGAUGACUGACUGAGUCAUGCUGGAGCUGAAUGAAGCUUUAAUCUCGGAUGAAACUAUAGAAGAGCAGGAGCAUGUUUCAUAUCAUGAGGAGCAGGCUUCAGAUGAUUUCCCACCAUCCCUUCUCAGCUACUUUGAAACAUCUAAAACCAGAGCAGCAGUUUGUGAGAAACUCAUACUUGAGGAACUUGAAGACUUUGCACCAUCAGGUUGUACUGAGAAUAUGAUGAGUUUGUCAAAAGAAUUCAGUGAUAUGGUGAAACUGAAUGAGCAGGUAUCUGGAGAAACAGAAAAUGAGGAGAACAAGACUGAUGGGUGCCUUUUUCACAUGCCAACAAAGACACAAGCUCCUUUGACUCACAAUGCGUGUCCUGAUAAUGAAGAUGGAGCUGGAAUAGAUCGAUAUAUGGGGAAUGAGAAUUAUUUGCCAAUGGACAUUAGCAAAUAUGUGAUAGAGAAGGAGAAGCACAACAGCGAGGAGAUGUAUAAAAAGGAAGAAAGGCAACAAAGAGAAAUGAACUUCCAAGAGGAGUUGAGGAAGAUUAUGGAGGCAGAGAAGCUCCAUCAGAAGAAACUUGAAUUUCUGGAGAAAAGAGCUCAGGAAAAACUUGAACAGGAGUUGUUGCUUCAGCAGGAAAUAAUUGGUAACUUACAAAAACAAGUGGAGCAAGAGAGGAGGAUGAUCGAAGAAGAGAAGAAAAGGAAAAAGGAAGAGGACAAAAGGAAAAGGAAAGAGAUGCAAGAGAAAAGGAAGAGGGAAGAGGAAGACAAAAGUAAAAUGAAGGAGGAGGACAACAAAAUUAAGACUGAAACGGAGCAGGAAAGGAAGAUACUGGAAGAGAGAAAAAGACUGGGCGAAGAGGAAAAGAAAAACAUGGUAAAAUUAAGACUUAAAGAAGAGAAGAAGCAAGAGGAGCUGUGGAAAAGGGAAGAGGCAAGGAGAAAAAGGGAAGAAGAAGAGAUCAGAAAGAAGGAGGAAGAGAGAAAAAUGGAAGAAAUACAGCUGAAGGAAGAGGAGAAGAGAGGAGAGAUACAAGAGGUGGAGGAGAAAAAGCAAAAGGAGGAGAAGGAGAGAAAGAAAAAUAGGAAAAGUGAGGAUAAGGAAACAAGAAUAAAGGAAGAUGAGAAAAAUAUGAUGGAGGUUGCUGGGAAUAAAAUGACUGAAGAUCAAAAGAGACAAAAUGAAGAAAUAAUAAGCAUUAAAGAAGAAAAGAAGAGGAAACAUGAGGAUGAGGAAGAGAAGCCAAGAGAGGAGGAUGUGAGAUUAAGUACAGAGCAUAAGGUUAGACUGAAGCAGGAGCAGGUGGAAAGAAAUGAGGUACAGGCAAAAAGUGAAGAGGAAAAAGGAAAGACUGAGGUGAAGAAAACGAUGGUGAAUGAAGACAUCAGGAGAACAGAUGAGAAUUUUAGAAGAAUAGAUGACAAAAUGCAACUGAAGGGAAGUGAGGAAAAGAAAAAGAAGGAUGUGGAGAGCAUGGAAACUCGAGAUAUGAUCAGGAAGGAAGAAAAGAUAAAAGCAGAAGAGUUGAUUAAAAUGUGGAAGGAAGAAAUGAGACAGAACGAAGAACAAGAACACAGAAAUGCAGAUGAAGAAAAGUCGGAAAUGUGGGGGAAUAAAGCGCAUAAAGCUGACACAAAAAUGCAACAUGAGAGAAGAACAAAAGAUAAAGCAAAGAGGCCGGAAGAGGUGAAGAAACACCAAGAAGAGGAUGGGACAGGGAACAAGGAAGAUGCAAGGCAUUAUCAAAAAGGGGACAAGGAAAACAUACAAACAGAAGAAGGAGGGAAAGAAGGAGUCAUAAGUAAGAAUGAGCUGCAGGAGGAGAAAAGAGAAAACACCAGCAUGAAAUCUCAGAAUGAGAAUACAGGUGGGACUGAGCGCUCCCUAACCUCACAGCCAGGAGGCAACACCACGUGGACCUCCUCAAGUCCUGAUCCAUUGCACAGUGAGUCAACAGCCAGCACCACCAGCUCUGAAACUGCAGAACAACAAGACCUAGACAAGAACAUCAGUCAGAUCUCCAUCUAUAAAACUAAUAACCAGCAAGAUCCUGCAAAGCCUGGCACUUCUUCUUGCUCUUUACCUGCAAGCCUUCCAGAGCACACAGAGCAGAAGAGGCUGUUGUGGAUGAAGGACUGCAUCCCCUGGUCUAAAUUAGCCCUCCAGAACAGGAGGAAGCAGAAGGGAUCUGUCCGGAGCAGGAGAGGGCCGAGGAGGGCGGCAGAGGGUAGCAGUCUGCCCCCUCUGUGCCCACGCGCUCUGCUUCAGUCUGCAGGCUGGAAAUCCCUGCAGGAGGUUACCACAGUGACCUUGGAGGACUUACCUGGAUGCAGCCUUUUCACUCUUGCCCAGUGUACUCGACUACGAUCACUCAGCCUCCGGCGCUGUGGCCUAAAAUCCUUGGAAGGCAUCAGCCACUUACAGGAGCUCUGGUACAUUGACCUACAGGAAAAUGACAUCUCAUUUGUGGAUUGUGAAAACAUGAGCAGCUUGCGAGUCCUCCAACUUGCCCACAACAAACUAACUUCCAUCCACGGCUUAAACGGUGCUGAGAAUUUGGACAUUAUUGAUCUCUCUCAUAACUCCAUCACCCGUAUUGCUGGCCUGGAGUCUGUAAAGAGGCUGCAGCGGUUGUCCGUGGACCACAACCAGCUGAUCAGCACCAAAGGGCUGAGAGAUGUAUAUACGCUGCUCCACCUGGAUUGCUCACACAACCACCUGGCAAGUGUGGAGGGUCUGGAGAGCAAUGCCCUGCUUCAUACACUGGAUCUGAUGGGAAACAGCCUUACUGAGCCCCCCAGUCUGAACAACCAGGUCCUCCUCAGAGAGCUGCAUCUGGAUGACAACAGCAUCUCCUCCCUUCACAGCCUCACUGCCUGCUGGCUUCCCCUAAUGCAACACCUCUCCGCAGCUCAAAACAGAAUUACCCAGUUACCCUCCAUGUCUGAUUUUGUGUCCCUUGAAAAUCUGGAUCUUAGAUACAACUGCCUGUCAGAGCUGCAGAAUGUGUGUGAAAAUCUUGAGGGAUGUCAGUUCCUGCGAGAAAUCCACCUUACAGGGAAUCCUCUUCAGCAGGAGAGUGGCUGGAGAUCCACACUAGAGAAAUCAGUGCCUGGCCUCAGAGCCAUCGAUAGCCAACAGACAGACUCCUUUUUCUUGCCUCCAGCUGUUCGACAGGUCAGCUUGGCUGCAGGCUGCUUCCUAACUUUGUGCCAGCUUCAGCUUCAGCAGACUCGUGAUUUACAGCAGCGUCACAGCAGGGAGCUCAGCAAAGCUUCAUCUCCCUCUGAUCACGUGGAAAGCUUCUGCCGGCACUUCACUAUGACUCUGAAGCUGGCCGAGGACCAGAGAUUUGCCCAUGAAUAUGGUGACACCGCUGUGUCUGCUGAACACUGGGCUGCGAGCCAAACAGCGCCUGAGAAAACACUGGAUAGUGUCAUUGCUGAAAAGCUUACGGAUUACCAAGAAAUUGAGUCCACUAACAAAAUACCACCAGUUUUUUUAAAUAGGGAUAACAUGAGAUGCAGUUAUUGGAAUUUUGAAGAGAUUCCAGCUACAACGAGCCACGGUGACACAUUUGGUCCGAAAGAGAGUCCAGCAGCCUCCUUCAAUGAUGAAAAAGCAUCUGCCUCCAGCCAUCAAGAGUUGAACCUCAAAAACGCAGCAGCAGUUGUGAUUCAGCAAUGUUGGAGGAAAUACAAGCAGAAAUGUGGGAACCUUAAUGCUCCCCCAGUCACAGAGAAGGAAGGAGAAAGAGGAGGAGAUGGAAAAAAGCCAGAGCCAAGACCUUGCUAUAUUAACAGGAGUGCUCUUGGCAAAGACUACGCGGCAACUGUCAUCCAGGCAUUUUGGAGAGGCUGCACUCUGAGAAGGAGGCUCACAUCUGCUCUUGCUGCUGUGACAUGCACCAGUGCUGGAGAGGAUGACACCUUUGAGGAGGUGGACAUAGAUGAAUUUGUCUUUGAUGAGGCAGCCCUGGAGGAACACUGUAGAUUGAUGCUUUCUCAGGACUCACCUCACAGAUAUUACCCUGUGUCAGAGCAGCCAUCAUCUCUGAAGCCUCCUGGACCCUGUCUUGAUCCCUCCCAGGACAUACUCCCCCUACCAAAGCAGGCCUGGGUGACUGGGGACCAUGUGGACUCUGCUGCACAAAGGAUUUCAGCAGAGACUUCCAAAAGAAGCACAUCUCCUGCUUCCACCUCGGUGCUUAGUGGUCUCUCUGAAAGAUCAGAAAAGAUUUUGGAAGAAUGGGGCUUUACUGACAGCCGCACAGCACUUCUGAUGCUGAGGAGAGCUCGGAAGAUGAAGUCAAAGAGACAGCUGCAAAAGAAACACAGGGACCCCUCUGUCCGACUUGCCUUGUUCCGAAACUGCAAUUACCAAGUUAGUCCAGUAGAGGCACGGAACAGAACUGGACAAUACAACAGAAAUGAUGGAAAAGUUGGUGGGGCUGAGCCGGGCCGUCAGCAGGCAGAGAGGACAGAACACGUUCAGCAAGAUCAAACUCAACAGUGGCUGCACAGCCAGGCUUCUCAGGCUCACAGGCAGUCAGAGAGUGAUCAUUUCUUACCGGACAUAAACUCAUCCAUUCUGAAUGGAGGCAGAGUGCAGCUCGUAGUUAACCCAGCAUAUGCAGAUUGUCUCCGUCACACCAGUGGACUGUGGCCCAACAGCAGUUUAGCUGCCCAGGGUUGCAAAGUGAGCAGUUAUGCCUGCAGAAACUCCUCUAGUCACAUAAGAAAGGAAGUUCCAUCUCCCAUGCGAGUCACGUCUGCGCCGUCAAAGAAUGAGCGGAUCUCCUUCCGCGACAACCCUGUUCAGCUGAGUGGCGGCUGGGGGGGAGGCAAGAAAAGAGUGCGCAAGUAAAGUGCAAAGUCUUCUUCAACAGGUCACCACUUUUCCUGCCCCGACUCUGCAGCCGUUAGGACAGAUACA